Messenger RNA from Penicillium samsonianum, 927 nucleotides. Its product is annotated as S1 family peptidase. The record is from RefSeq and is a predicted model, not a curated record. NCBI's taxonomy places the organism in Eukaryota, Fungi, Ascomycota, Eurotiomycetes, Eurotiales, Aspergillaceae. The coding region runs from base 1 to 927 and encodes 308 amino acids. The transcript has a single exon.
AUGCCCCGACAACUGCGAUCGGGCCGCAAGGAGCCCCCUGCGUCUGAGACGGAUGGGCUCAGCCUCCAGGAUGAGAUUCAUGAACCGGUCCGUUUCAUCACGUCCGCGGCAACCCCUGCCGAGCCAGCCAUCGUCCGAAGCCUGGCACGUCUCCCAGGGCUGAACGGGCGCGAUCUGCGAAUUUUGCGUAAAAAACAGAAUCGACUGCGAGAAUCGGCUUUUCUGACCGCAAAGGCUACCUUGGACGUGAGCUGCCACGCAACACGAGCACUAGCAUCGACGCUGAUAUUUGCUCAGCACGAAGCUGGCACCGCCGUAUGUAUCGACUCGCGCGGCUGGAUUUUGACAUGUGCGCACUGUUUCGGCGAGACCCCUGAAGAAUGGAAAGCCGAGCGCCUGAAAUGGCUGCUCUAUUAUAAUGGGCUCGCCGUUCAAGUCGAAUGUCGGGCGUGGGAUGAGCGCCGUGAUCUAGCUUUGGCUAAAAUCGUCCGCAUUGAGAUCUUCGACGAACAGUGCAGAGGCUUGGUGAAACCCAUUUUCACUUGUGUCCCUGUCGCUGAAUCACUGUCUACCUACUCUCCAAUAUUCUGCAUCGGGCAACCGGGGGCAGACGACCUGGAGUCGGUCUCUCCGCGCGAGACUGCCUAUGAUUUGGUCGAACUCUCUCGGGGUCGACUAUGCGGCAUGGUAGCCGGUACGGACCCACAGGACAACUCAGAUAUCGGCACUCUGAAACACAACGCCUGGACCUACUGGGGCCAUUCUGGCGCGCCGCUCCUGCGGAGGUCGGAUGGUGCUCUGCUGGGCCUACAUUCCUCGUGGGAUGAUGCCACGGCGAUGCGUCAUGGGGUGCCCCUGAUUGCGAUCUGGGCAUUUCUUAGAGAACAUCUCCCGACUGAGCCGGUCGAUCUCACGGCGCCCGUUUAG